AUGAAGAUACAUAAAUGCUUUAUGUGUAACUAUUUGCUGGAAAUAGUUAAGAGGAAGAGGAAGAAAAAGAAGUGCGCCCGAAGUCGCAACACCCUUGUGCACAAGGAGACAGGGGGAGAAACAGAUGCUCUGAAGGGAACUCAUUCGAAUAGCACCAAUAGAAACAGGACUAGUUCCCUCGAAAAUGAUCCAGAGGAGGAGGUGUUACCUGCUUUGGGAAAAGUACAAUCAGAGGAAGAUAUUGGGGCGACUGCUGAUACCACGGUGGUGGAGCGUAAUGCGAAUGGAUCUUACCACUCUAUCUGCCUUUCCAUUUGCAACUUCAGUAGCUAUCACAAUGGUUAUAUAAAUGAGAGGUGUGGCAACAAUUCCUUGGAGGAAGCAGCUGAUGCGAACUGCUGCAUCGAAAGGAAGCCCCACAAGGUGAACCAUCACAUCGAACAGAAUAAUCAACACAGGAAGGAAGAAGCUCGCUACUCAUGUAUGCUCCUGCCUGUGUGUGAACAGAAUGGAAAAUAUGCCCCGUGUCGAAGGACCUUAAUCAGGCGGAAAGGCAUAAAUGCGAACUACUCGCUGGAUAGGCUUUACCUCACCUUAGUAGCUCAGCACCGAAUUGGACAGAUAAAAAAAGAUAUCAUGAGGUUUAUCUGUUUUGUGCGCUUUUUCCUGUCACAGAGGAAGAAUCAGAGGGCCAUCAAUUUAGUACAGCAUAUUGCCAAGUGGAGAAGUGAAUCACGGGAAGUCACACCCCUGUGGAGCCAACUACACCACCUGUAUAGGCGCCAAAUGAGCAAAAUAAACCGGAGCAAGUGCAUCUAUAGUGAUCCCAUUUUGGAAACUCGUAAAAGGAGAUCACGACGAUUGUUCUAUAAACUGUUUAAGCGAAGUCUGCGCGUUGUUCACAUGCUAGAAAUGGAAAAGAUUAGACACAAGAGAUUUGGUGAUCAGACCAACAUGGGACCUUACCAUCACGCAGACAUCACCAGAAUUAUGAAAAACAGAAUUACCAAAAAUAGAUAUUUAAAGAGUAUAAUUGAAUUAUGUCAAAGGUACGUUAAUAUUGUGGAUAGCUCCCUUCUUUGCAUUAUGAGCAGGAUGGGAAAGGCUGUCGUAAGAAUUGGUAUGGCGGAGAAGAAGUGUCAUCGGGGGACUAUUAUAACCACUGAUGCGCCAUUACAAAGAAGGGUCAACCUAAAGAAUGACUACACCAAUGAAACUGUCGGGAACCUCAAUAGGAGGAGACAGUCCUUUAAAGGGCGCCACAAAGGACGGCAUUCUGAUAAAGCAACUCUGUCCUUUUUUAAAGAAAAUAAUGUGGGGACUCAUUUUUGUCAGGAAUCGAGGGAAAACCCUUCUUCCAUUGGUACGAUAAAGGGUGGACAGAAGAGAAACACAACACUAAACUGGAAAAUUUCGAAUGACACGAGUACAGGUAGAAACAGACGAGGAGGGAACCCCCAGAACAGCUCCAUGGACACGCCUGAUGGAACAAAGGAGGUAGCCAAACGGGACAAAAUAUAUAGCACCGUUGAGUUGGGGUAUUCCCUAGGAAGCAGAAGAAUGAGCAGAGCAAAACGAGCCGGUAACUGGUCCAGUAGGUUUCUCACAUCUAGAGGUAAAACUCUCGUCAAAAAAAUGCACAGUAGGACGUAUGGCCCUAUUGGGCGAAAGAAAAAAAUAAGUGUCAAGGAAGCACACAACAGAAAUAAUAAUUACAAGACGUUCAAUCUAAGAAAAAAUAGAAAUCACCCUGGAAGAGCAACAAAAAUGUGGCAAUCGUAUUUCCGAGAGGACAUUAAGAGUGAGGAAAUUGAACGGGCUAACAAAGUGGAAGGGGAGACAACCCUCCCUGAAUAUGACAGCUACGAGGAAUAUGUCUAUGCUGAUAAGCCCUUUGAAACGAACUCUGAUAACCUAGUGAGGGACAAGGAAAGAAGGAAAGAAGGAAGUCACGAAAUAUAUGGCGAUGGAAGAAAGGACCCGUUCUGGAUGAUCGACAAGAGUGGAACGCACAAGAGAAGAUACGAUACCCCCAGGGAGAGCGAAAAAAAGAGAGACCAUACGGAUAAUAAAUUGAUAUAUCGGAGCAGCUACAAAGAUGGCAUAAAUCAAAACGAUCUGAACUGUGUCUUCCCCAGCGGAAACAGGUUUGUGGAGUGCCUACGAAGCUGCGAGCACAUCAAGAACAACUUCAAAAUGGUGAAGCUGAUAAAAGAUAACUGCUCCAAUUUUGUGUACAAAUGCUUCGACACAAACAACAAAAGAUACGUGGCCAUCAAAAGUGUGAACAAAGAAAAACAACUCUCCAUUAUGAGUUACAGUACAUAUUUAAGUAUUUACAAAAUUGUGCAGAAGAUUAAUAACGAUAAUGUAGUAAAGAUUUAUGAUGUGCUGGAGAGUCCUUCUCACUUCUUCAUCGUGAUGGAGUUAUGUGAAGGUACAGACCUUGUCGAAUAUGUGUCCAAGGAAGAAAUUGCUUUCGAGAAGGCGAAAGAUAUUAUUUGCCAACUACUGAACGGAAUUAACGCUCUGCAUGCCAAUUCGAUCAUUCACAGAGAUAUUAAGCUGGACAACCUCAUGUUCAAGGACAAAGGUUGCGAGAAACUGGUCAUAAUUGAUUUUGACAUGAGUGUUUACAUGUAUGGGGAGCUUGACGUGCCUGUUUGGGGGGACAGCUGCCUGUAUGGCAGCGACACGAAGGAGGGGUUCGAUGAGAAUUAUUUUGGCAACUGCGGGAGGAGGGGCGAGGCCGCCAAAGUGAAUGUCACCAAAAUGGAUUGCCCCAAAGGGGACUACGCCAGAGCCGACUCCACCAAUCGAAGCUUGACCAAUCCCAGCUUCGCCCAAAACAGCGUGCACGCCAAUUCCGUGCAAGUGAAUAAGUCCCUUCCAAAGCACUCAUGCAACUGCGAAUAUAUCAUGAGCGAGGACGUCACAAAAAAGGAGAGCAAUGUGCUGCGCAGAAGCCAGUUCCUGACGAACAACUUCGACUCCAAUAAUAUAUACGCCAACAAAGUCAUCGGAAACAAUGAGGACCAAAAAAAUUGUGUCAUGUACCCUUCCUACUCUGAUAGUUAUAUAAAGAUUCACAAGAACAACAAAAAAACGACGUCCCUUAAUUACAAUUAUAUAAGUCAGAUAGAGAAUGGAUUCCUAUCUGCAUGCACAGGCAACACGGAGAAGACGUUCAUUAACGAAGGAGACAGAGUGAUUUACAACGAUCUGAUUAUUGGGACAAAAGAGUAUAUGUCUCCGUACUGCUUGAAGGGAAUAUAUAGCAUAAAGACAGACAUAUAUAGCAUUGGAGUUACUAUUUUUUUAAUUCUUUUUAAAAAUUUCCCCUAUCUGUUUGAAGAGAAAAGUAUCAACAAAUGGCAGAAUGAAGUGAUUAACAAAAAUAAGGACAUAGUCAUUCCUUUUUCCUUCCUGUUCCAUAACAUAACCUGCACUUAUUUUGUAAAAUUAAUGGACGUACACCUAAUGCACAAUAAUAUUUAUUUUUGCAAAAAUAGUUGCCUCCUGGACAACAAUUUGAAAGAAAUUGAGAAACUUCGGAACAUCAGAAUAGAUUUUAAUCAGAUCAAAAUCAAUGCCAAAAAUAUUUACCUGAUUGAAAUUUUGAAGCGGUCUUUAUCGCUCGACCUCGACGAUCAGUAUAGUAGCGUUUCCGAAAUUUUGGAAAACAAAAUUUUCGUCUGA
This is a messenger RNA of Plasmodium inui San Antonio 1, 3699 nucleotides long. Its product is annotated as serine/threonine protein kinase. Lineage: Eukaryota; Apicomplexa; Aconoidasida; Haemosporida; Plasmodiidae. The record is from RefSeq and is a predicted model, not a curated record. Gene Ontology annotation, molecular function: protein serine/threonine kinase activity; ATP binding. Bases 1 to 3699 code for a protein of 1232 amino acids. Gene Ontology annotation, biological process: mitotic DNA damage checkpoint signaling; protein phosphorylation. The transcript has a single exon. Gene Ontology annotation, cellular component: nucleus.